GAAAGAGUUAUCCGUGGUUGAAAUUUUAAUAAAUGAAAAUUAUAGUAAUUGGUCGUCUGUGAGAAAAGAGCUCGUGUUUUGAUUUCAAGUCCUAUAAUGGUACCAGUUACAGAAGAUUCGAAUACAAUUUCAGAUGAGGAUUAUCUCGUUUUACGAGCAAAAAACUCUCUUAAAAGUGAUCCGUUUGAGGCGAAGGCAUGGAUGAUAACGGCUAAAACACUGUUCCCAGAUAACUUUGCCGUACAGUUUGAAGCUUAUCAGAUUGAGAAAGCAGCAAAAAAUGUUAAGGAAGCUGCAAAAUGUUUCAGUGCAAUAUUUCAAAAGUUCCAGGAGGAAGCAGAGAUGUGGCAAGAAGUACAAGCUCUGACGACAUCUCUCAGAUCUGAUAUGGCAGAACCUGAUGCUGAUUUCCUGCGAGACAUGUUUUCUCAGAUUCCUUUGGAAGUGCAGCACCAACUGCUUCUUAUGACAGCAGAACACAGUGAGGACACAAUGGAACAUUGUCGUUUGCUUCUUCUCCUGCUUCGACGGUUUCCUCAGACUGUCCCUCAACAUGGGCCAAGACUUGUAGACACCCUCAUGACGGCCGAGAAACAUAGUCAUUAUCAAAAUUCAGUAAACUGCUUCCGAAAAUUGCUUGUGUGUGAUCUACUACCACUUCUAGGGUCAAAUUCAGUUGAUCUACCAUCAAAGCAACUAUUCCGAUUACUACACAAAUCUAUAGAAUUUUACCUGUGCUAUCUCAUGUCACCCAGUAAGGCAAUACAGGAUUUGCCAGAGCUAGAAAGCAGAAUAGAAGAUCCGUGGAAGAACUUGUUUGUAAUUCAAGAAGCAACAGGGAGGAAGCUUGGAUGGGAACUUAGUGCAAUGUUUGGACACUCAUGGAACAAAGAUUUAUACUGGCAAAAGAUCACGCAGUUUCAUCAGGCAUGUGCUUCUGUUGGAGAUGACCAUCCAAACCAUAAGCAACUGCUCUAUUGUAUUACAACAUUCUUUCUGUAUUGUCUGCAUGAAUAUGUAACAACACUGGAUUCAGGUGGUGGUGAGGUACCUCUAGUCUUAGUCGAGGCAUUCUGUGGCGAGUCAGAGGUAGUGAGUGCAUCUGUGUCUGCAAGCACUUCUGGUGCUGGUGAAUCUAAGGUUAAACGCCGAAAGGCGGAAAUUACUGAUGAGUCCUCAGCAUCAACACCAUUGCUUACUGUUGCGAGGCCUGCAAAUAUGGUAGUAGUUCACAAUUUCCUUAUGGCUGUACGAUGCCGGGAUCUGCUUCACAGUUCUGAGAGCUUGGAGAGAGAGUUUACAAAGUUGAGUCAGCACUUGAAGCUUGAUAGUUGGUUAAAUGGAUUCUUAAUUGAUGCUGCACUCUACAAAGGAAGGUUUGAUGAGGCACAGAACAAAAUAGGGAAUAUUACUGCACUGGAUACAGGGAUCAAUGGAAACCUGCGCAGGCAUCUCCGACUAGCCAGCACAUUCUACUGUCAGGGUCUAUUUGCUAGGUCAUUGGAGCAUAUCCUUCAGGUAAUUACAUUAUUGCCUUCAUCCAGUAUGCUGACAUCACUUCCUUCUACACAUCAGUUGACAAAUGUAUUGCUCCAGCCUAGUCAGUCAAACAGACAUCUUCAUUUCCUGCCUUUAACAAGACUGCAGGUUUUGCAGUACUGCAUCAAACUCCUGGUUGCAGCACUUAAACACCAGUGUCUGUCAAAGUUGCAACCAGACAGUGAUUUGGCAAUUGGCCACAUUAUUACACUCCUGCAGUUUGAUUGGCCUCUGGAGGAAGAGUUAAUGACGCAACUGAUGGAACGUAUCCGUCAACGGGGAUCUUUUUCAUACAGCCUCUUUCAGAAUUAUGUAGUGAAUGUGGAUGUCUUAGAAGAAUUCAUGUAUCUCUCAACAGAGCAAGGUGGAGGCAUCAGUCUAGAUGUCAUGCCCUCGGUGCAAAUCACAAGCCAACGCAGAAUUUCAACACGUGGAACAGACAAGGGAGUGAAAGAAGACUUCAAACUGGCCAUGAAGAGACAAGUAGCUAGAAGCGUAGAACCUCUUGACAAUCUGAUAAUAAAAUUUUUAACUUCAGAAAGGGAUCUUUUGUUACAGUCUCUGGAAUAAAAUAUUACUUCAUAGUG
Molecule: messenger RNA, 2126 nt
Organism: Zootermopsis nevadensis
Lineage: Eukaryota; Metazoa; Arthropoda; Insecta; Blattodea; Termopsidae
Gene: IntS10
Product: integrator complex subunit 10
Biological process (GO): snRNA processing
Cellular component (GO): integrator complex
Source: RefSeq, a predicted model, not a curated record